UUUGUUAGGCACUAAGCUUGAAAACGCUGAGAGUGAUUUCAUUAAGCCUCACCUUCUCUUCCUCACGAAGCUGUGAAACUCAGAAAACAAUGGCUUCCAGCUUCAGCAAUCUCGCCCUCCUGGCUCUCGCCGUCGCAUUCUGCGUUCAGGGAACCCUAGGCGAGAUUGCAUGCGAGAAUCUGGACCGCGGGUCGUGCGCCUUCGCCGUGUCGUCCACGGGCAAGCGGUGCGUGCUCGAGAAGCAGGUGAGGAGGAGCGGGGAGGAGGCCUACACAUGCCGGUCCUCGGAGAUCGAGGCCGACAAUCUGAAGGACCAUGUCGAGACCGACGCGUGCAUCGCCGCGUGCGGGCUCGACCGGAACACUCUCGGGGUCUCGUCGGAUUCCCUCCUCGAGUCUCGCUUCACCCAAAAGCUCUGCUCCUCCGGGUGCUACGAGAACUGCCCCAACAUCAUCGAUCUCUACUUCAGUCUCGCCGCCGGUGAAGGCGUGUUUCUUCCCAAACUAUGCGAGGCGCAGAGAGGGAUUGCGCGCAGAGGAAUGGCGGAGAUCCGGAGCUCAGGCGAUGUGGCUCCAGGACCGGUUCAAUCUGUCCAGUUCAUUGGAGGCGCCCCGGCAAUGGCGCCUUCUUACUAAUCACUUUGGUUCAUUCUCCAAAGCAGAUCACGGCAGAAGUUCUGUCGAUAGAAUAGGCUAUACGUGUUUGUUUCGAUUCCAUUAUAUACCUAGAACGAUGGUUGCCGGGCCUGCGUGCUUCGCCGAUUCGUCACGUGCUUGCGGACGUGCAUUAGUAUGCUUAAACUAUGUAUGCACAAGCAUUUUGGAUUGAAGCUCCAACAUAUGUAUCUGCAAUAAAGUGCUCUAUAGGAGCAUCA
Rhodamnia argentea is the source of this 874-nucleotide messenger RNA. RefSeq lists its product as uncharacterized. The record is from RefSeq and is a predicted model, not a curated record. The coding region runs from base 90 to 635 and encodes 181 amino acids. The transcript is spliced from 3 exons. NCBI's taxonomy places the organism in Eukaryota, Viridiplantae, Streptophyta, Magnoliopsida, Myrtales, Myrtaceae.